AUGUUUGGUCAAAAUCUCCCCUUUCAUCUCGAAUCCCUUUCACCCGAAGAACGACGCAUUCUUUUUUCUGACCUGCCGAUCCGUCUCUCGCUAAUCUUACUGGUGUUACGAACCCAAGCCGUAUUAUCUCAGCAGGGACAAUCAAAAAUACAGUAUCUCACACAGGAAGUGGACUUUCAGACAUGUCCCGUGUCCGCCAAAAAACUUCCGUGUAUACCAUCGAGUUAUUGGUAUAGCGUUGGCAAUAGCGGGAGGAUUCGUCUAGUAUCCCGAUUUCUUGGGUAG
Ambispora gerdemannii is the source of this 285-nucleotide messenger RNA. The record is from the annotation of a GenBank genome assembly. NCBI's taxonomy places the organism in Eukaryota, Fungi, Glomeromycota, Glomeromycetes, Archaeosporales, Ambisporaceae.